AAAUUUCUGAACACUUGCAAGAGAGAAGUUAUACCUGAAAGAUGUUUUUUGUAAAAAGUGUAUUCUAUGUUUCCUUAAUAAUUUUUUUUGUUCAGUCUGAAAAGAAAACGUCGCGACUUCUUAUUCAAAGUAAAAAUGGUCUGGUUCGAGGACUUGAACAGAGUACCGUUGGGCUAAAUUUAACUUAUUAUGUUUAUCGAGGAAUUCCUUACGCCGAACCACCGAUAGGUAAACUUAGAUUUGAACCCCCCGUUCCAAAAAAGAAUUGGAAAAACAUUUUAGAUGCUACUAAAGAUGGUAGCAAAUGUAUCCAAGGCAAUCCUCCCGUGGGCUCUGAAGACUGCCUAUUUGUGAAUAUCUAUGUUCCAAAAGUCUCUAAAUAUAACAAAAAAUUGUUACCAACAAUGGUCUUCAUCUACGGCGGUGGGUUUGAAGGUGGCGAUUCUACGUACGAUUUGUACGGACCAGAUUAUCUUUUGGAAAAAGAUGUUGUUGUAGUUACCUUAAAUUACCGUUUAGGUAUUUUAGGCUUUCUAAGUACCGGAGAUAUGAUAGUUCCUGGUAAUAAUGGAUUAAAGGAUCAAGUAUUAGCUCUAAAAUGGGUCAGAGACAAUAUUGAGAAUUUUGGUGGCGAUCCAAAUAAAGUUACCUUAUUUGGUCAAAGCGCUGGAUCGGCAUCUGUCUCUUACCACAUGCAGUCUCCGCUUUCUCGGGGAUUAUUCCAUAGAGCUAUAAUGGAAUCAGGAGUAUCGCUAAGUUCUUGGGCUUUUAGCAGACGUGUACCUGUAGUGGUAAAAAAAAUUGCUGAAGAUUUGUCACUCGAUACGUCUAAUUAUCAAAAAAUUGUCGACGGGUUAAGGCUAAUUAAUUCCUCUGAACUACAAGCAAAAGCUGCAGGGGCUGUGGCAUGGCAAUACUUGAGUAAUGAUCCCAGAAACGGAUUUAUGCUAGGUCCUGUUAUAGAACCUGAACAUAGUAAUGCCUUUUUUUCCAAAAAGAGUCACCAAUUAUUAUUAGAUGGAAACUUCAAUAAAGUGCCUUGUAUUGUUGGCUUUAACUCAUUAGAGGGUACUUUUAACUUUGGAACUUUGUUUAAAAUAUAUCUCUUACAGUAUGAUUUUAACCACGCUAGAUUAUUACCAUUUGAUCUGAAUAUAGAUGAAAACAAGAAAAGUGCAGCAGCAUCAUAUGUGAAAGAUUUUUAUUUCGGUAAUAAUUUGAUUGCGUUUUCAGACCGUAAACUAAUGAAGUACCUUAGCGAUGACCUAUUUGCAAGGCCAGUUCGAGAGUAUGUUCGACAAGUCUCGAAACAUGUACCGGUAUAUUUUUACAAAUUUUCAUACGAGGGAGGAUUAUGGGGUUUUACUAAUAGAACACAACCUGGUGUGGGUCACAGUGAAGAAUUAGGAUACUUAUGGAAAUCGAAGUUUACUCCUUCUGAUCUGGAUGUUCUUACAAGAAGAAGAAUGACGACUAUGUGGACAGAUUUUGCAAAGACUGGAAAUCCUACACCUGACAAAUACUUUACUACUUUAGAAGUGAUCUGGGAAAAAACUGAUACUAAUUUUACUUAUUUGGACAUAGGAAGUGAACUGACUCUCAAACAGUUUCCAGAAAAGUCAAGUAUGGAAUUGUGGGAUCAAAUGUACGAAGCUUACGGCCAUCCACCAUUUGAUACAUAUUAGCUCUCGCUAGUUAUAAGAGAAAACAUGUAUUUUAAAGGAUUUUUUUUAGAAUUUCAAUAAAAAAUAUAUAGUAACGAGA
Messenger RNA from Zophobas morio, 1764 nucleotides. RefSeq names its product juvenile hormone esterase-like. Bases 42 to 1685 code for a protein of 547 amino acids. Lineage: Eukaryota; Metazoa; Arthropoda; Insecta; Coleoptera; Tenebrionidae. The transcript has 10 exons. The record is from RefSeq and is a predicted model, not a curated record. Gene Ontology annotation, molecular function: cholinesterase activity.